AUGGGUCCUAAGCCUCCUUGCCCUCGCACUUUGAAGGCUGUUUAUGCAGAUAUCCACGAUGGCGACAAGAAGGAGGUCACAAUCUCUGACAGUGUGUUGACCAUCAGGCCAAGUGGCAAUAAUCAGACAUGGGUCGUCGAGGCCCAUCUGGACCGCGACACGUGCAGUGGGUCGGCAGAUUUCAAUGUACCUGGCAAGCCGAGCCCGCCGCCUGUGAACAUUACAGUGUCUCUCUGGUAUUCAGCGAACUAUUCCGACUACAAAACAGAGUGGGAGUUCACAGAUCCAAGUGGCACAUUGGCUCCACGUAAUUUCCCAUUGAACAGGUGGGUGCAGUUAAAGUGGCAAACGAAGCCAUUCAAAGCGAAAUGCCUUGGGUACAGCAACGCUUACCAGGGAGUGUUUGCCGACAUGCACGACGGUGACAAGAAGGAAGUCACCAUAUCCCACACGUCUGUGUCAAUUAAGCCACGUGGGAACAACCAGACAUGGGUUGUGAACACUCAGUUGGACACAGAGUCGUGCACUGCGAAUGUCGAUUUCAAUGUGCCAGGCAAGCCAAAUCCUCCGCCAGUGAACCUUCUAGUUUCGUUCCUUCACAAUCACGCCCCAACUGGCUUGUUCAAGUACGAGGCAGAGUUCACAGACCCCAGCGGGACCCUGGCGCCAGCCGACUUCCCACUGAACCAUUGGGUCGAGCUCGAAUAG
Prorocentrum cordatum is the source of this 708-nucleotide messenger RNA. Lineage: Eukaryota; Dinophyceae; Prorocentrales; Prorocentraceae. The record is from the annotation of a GenBank genome assembly.